CGGCAUGUAAGACACUAGCCAAGUGGCACUUUUGCCACAGGAACAGCUUGUAGCGCUGCACUUAGCAAGCGCUGAAGCUGUCCGAGCCAUAAAAACCUAUUUUGCGCGGACACACCACACUGCUGCUACAUAACUAGCCGAUCGGGACAGCCACAACCCCGUGCUCUCACAGCCAGGUACACGGCCCACAGAGAGCGCUGCGCUGAAGGGGUAACCAUGCGCCUCCACGCCGCCGCGGCGCUGGCCCUCGCAGCAACCUGCGCCGACGCCGCGGGCAUCACCGAGGUCACGACGCGCACCUUCGAGGCGGAAACGAGCAAGGGCGACCCUUUGCUCCUCGUCUUUUAUGCACCGUGGUGCGGCCACUGCCGACGACUGGAGCCGACGCUCCACCAGCUCGCCGCGAGUGCUGGAGACGCCUACUCGAUCGCGAAGGUCGACGGCACGGCCCAUCGCGUGCUGACGCAGCGGUUUGGAGUGCGAGGCUUUCCCUCCUUAUUUUACGUGCGGAGCAAGCAGCAGGUGUUGCUGUACGAGGGUAGUCGCGGUUUUGCUGAAUUAGAUGAAUGGCUCAGGAGAGGCUACACGCAGUCGCCGCGGCUCUCUUUACUGAAAUCGCCCUUCGGCCCGAUAGGCCGCGCGAAGGGCUGGUGUUCUGCUGCUGGGUUGGCAGCUUUAGACGUCUAUGAAGCGUUAUCGGAGAAGAUCGGGAGCUGGGCGGCAGCCGCGGCGGUCGUCGUGCUCGGGCUGGUCUUGAUGGUCCUCGUAUUCGUUGGGCCGCUGCUGUACCUCGCAUAGCUGUGCCGCGGCGGCGGGGGCGGCUAGUGUUAUAAUUCAAGUGAGAUCUA
Messenger RNA from Pelagomonas calceolata, 848 nucleotides. NCBI's taxonomy places the organism in Eukaryota, Pelagophyceae, Pelagomonadales, Pelagomonadaceae. The record is from the annotation of a GenBank genome assembly.